Pseudozyma flocculosa PF-1 is the source of this 1974-nucleotide messenger RNA. RefSeq lists its product as uncharacterized. The coding region runs from base 1 to 1974 and encodes 657 amino acids. Lineage: Eukaryota; Fungi; Basidiomycota; Ustilaginomycetes; Ustilaginales; Ustilaginaceae. The record is from RefSeq and is a predicted model, not a curated record. The transcript has a single exon.
AUGCACCAACCGCCCAGCCUCAGCGUUCCGGCGGCUCAGCAGGCCAACCGGCCAGAGAAGACAUCCCACAGCUCCAGCCACGGCCGUAGCCCCAGCCCCAGCCCCAGCACCAGCACCAGCGCCAGCGACAGCGUGGGCAACAGCGGCGAGCACGGAAGCGGUCCUGGCACCGGCAUGCAACCUGGCCACGCUAGCCGACCGGCCAAGGAGACAGCCUGCUUCCUCCGUCGGGCCCUCCGCCCCUCGCUCGACCACCGCGCCACCAGCGGCUCUUCCGACGGCAAGCAGCACCGCUUCAAGGCCCUCGCCACCCCGCCACCUCUGCACCAGCAACCGCAUACGCCGUGCAACGUCACCUCGGCACUCCCGUGGAGCGACGAGCUCGGAGGCGUCCCGCCUGCCCCUCGGGGUCCAUCGCGGGCCGAGCUGAACCGAUCCGCCUCCUCGACAUCGCACCUCGGUCGCCUCUACGGAACGAAGCCGCCUCCCCUCGUCGGCACUUCCGAGGUCCUCGCGGGCAAGCGCAAGGCUCCGGACUCGACAUCCGACCGGAGCGACCGCGCCAAGCGCUGCCGCCAGCGACUGCUGACUGUGGCAAAGAAGGCCGCCAGACGCAUCGACCUCCCCGCUCAGGCCACUGCGGGUUCCUCAAAGCUCACCAAGCGCGCACUCGACAGGCUAUCCGAAGAGAUCCGGUGCGAAGAAGACGAGGCGGCCAUGCGCGAGUCCAUGCCCGACUGGGGCAAACGCCCCCUGCAGUGCCGCCGCGCAUCGUCCGAGUCGUGCAUCACCCUCGAAGAGGUCGUCGAGCGCUCCCACCACUCUCGCUGGCAGCAGAUCAAGCGGCGCUCCUCGCUCACCACCGCCAGCGCCUACAACGACCGCUUCCGCUUCGCCCCUCCAGAUGCUGCAGACGGCCAUCACCACGGCCUCGCCCAGCAGCCCGGGCCGAGUCUGGUCCCGAGCAGCGCGGUCGGCGCCACCGACGAUGGACGCGACGACCCACUGCCUCAGCUCAGCCUGCUCUCGGCCACCGAGACCGCUCCAGUGGGGUGGCGAUGCCCCAGCGUCAACCUUCGCGACGCGCCGGCGGUGUCUACCUUUCAGCCGGAGCAACAGCGCUUUUGGCCGCUCGUCGACCACCAGCUAGACUACACGGGCGCGCGGAUGCUCUCCGCCGCCAUGUCGGGUGCCAUCAGCGCUUCGUCGCCUGCCGCCUCUGCCGCCUCGUCAGCCCGCAAGGCGGUGGGUCACGAGCCUCCUCGGCAGUCGGACGGGUCAAGGACGGUUCCAGCAACGCCCUCCAAGGCGACAAGGGCAGCACCACGCACAGACUCGAUCGUCGCCGCCGACGUCGUCAAGGAGCCCCCGCGCCGGGCCGAGACGGUGCACGCCUCGACGUCCUCCUUCUCGCCAAGCCCGCACAGCGACGACCCGACCGUCAGCUCCGGCUCGCAGUUCUCGAAGCUCGAGUGCGGAGGACCGUCGUACAAGCCCGCCGCGUACGCCUGGAAGCGCUCGAUCAGCGCCGGGCCGGGCCCGGUCGGCAGCACGGUCGGCAAAGGUGCCGUACCGCCAUCAUCGACGCUGGCCAGCAUCAUGGCGUACAGCCGUCGGCAGGCGGCCGAGUCUCGCCUUAGCCAGAUGAGCCAGGUGGGCAGGGGCCUGGAGCGGGAGGCGUCGUCGUCGUCCGAGAGCGAGGGCGACUGCACGCCUCGACAGCUCCGCUUCAACGCCAUUGUUGCACAGGCGCGCGAAGGUGCCAGGAAGGGCGCGGCCCGUCCCGUCGGCGACGACGACAUGGCCAUCACACCGGACUCGGAUGUCGGCGGCGAGCCGCUCGGCGCACCCGCGGCGCUAUCGCUCGGGGAUCUGCAGCCGACAAAGAAGGUCGCGGGGAGGAGCUGGGCGGCUGUGCCCUCCGACUACUUCGGCGACUGGGACGCCUCCGCGCAGCGGGCGAGGCUGGCCUAG